Messenger RNA from Amphiprion ocellaris (clown anemonefish), 10087 nucleotides. RefSeq names its product leucine-rich repeats and calponin homology (CH) domain containing 2 (gene lrch2). The transcript has 23 exons. The record is from RefSeq and is a predicted model, not a curated record. Bases 512 to 2533 code for a protein of 673 amino acids. Gene Ontology annotation, molecular function: protein binding. NCBI's taxonomy places the organism in Eukaryota, Metazoa, Chordata, Actinopteri, Pomacentridae.
GCGAGCUAUCAAGAUGCGAGACACCCGACAGGAGCUCCGGAGUGAGCGGAGGAGCUGCUCGGUCCUAAUGAGUCCGUCUCUGAGCUCCACACAUCAAGGACACAACCUCACCGUUUCAUGGGCAUCUGACUUUCUGGGAUAAAAAUCCUUCAGCUUCACUAAAAGGCUACUGGACUUCUCUUUUUGGUCCUGAAGAUGUUACACUCACCGUGACCUGGAUGUGUGUGUACAUUACACUAAAUGCUUCGUGUAAUCAAGUGAAAGGUGUUGGAAACACCUGAACUGUGUUCACUGUCAGACUAAAAGUCAGGGAGGUGUGGGAGCUGUCAGUGCUCUACAAAGCCAUCACUACCCGAGCGGACCUCACUGGAGCCCGGGCAUCGGCCAGUACCAGCAGCACCAGCAGCAACAGCAGCACCAUACGGCCCGCAGCCUGGACCGGGCUCUGGAGGAUGCCGUGUGCUCCGGGAUCCUCAACCUGAGCGGGAGGAAGCUGAGGGAGUACCCGGGGAUGAGCUACGAUCUGACGGAUACGACACAAGCAGAUCUGUCCAAGAAUCGUCUCACAGAAAUCCCCCCAGAAGUGUGUCUGUUCGCCCCCCUCGAGUCCCUCAACCUCUACCACAACUGCGUCAAAUGCAUCCCAGAAGCCAUCAUCAACCUUCAGAUGCUGACUUAUCUCGACAUCAGCCGAAAUCUCCUGUCAGUCUUGCCAAAAUACUUGUUCAACCUUCCCCUCAAAGUUCUGCUUGUGAGCAACAACAAGCUUGUGUCCAUUCCUGAAGAGAUUGGCAAGGCCAAAGAGCUGAUGGAACUGGAUGUGAGCUGUAAUGAGAUCCAGGUGCUGCCAGCUCAGGUGGGGAGGCUUCAAGCCUUGCGAGAACUCAACAUCAGGAAGAAUUGUCUUCACAUGCUGCCUGAGGAGUUGGCUGAUCUGCCCCUCAUCCGACUUGACUUCUCCUGCAAUAAGAUCACAGAGAUUCCUCCGGCCUACAGGAAACUCAGGCAGCUGCAGCACAUCAUCCUCGACAACAAUCCUAUGCAGUCUCCACCCGCACAGAUAUGUCUCAAGGGCAAAGUACACAUAUUCAAGUAUCUGAACAUCCAGGCGUGUAGAAUGGACAAGAAACCAGACACACUGGACCUCCCUUCCCUCGGCAAACGCUGCCUUCCACAGCCGCUUACAGAUAGCAUGGAAGAUUUUUAUCCCAGUAAGAACCACGGGCCUGACUCUGGAAUUGGUAGUGACAAUGGUGACAAGAGGCUCUCUACAACAGAGCCUUCAGAUGACGACACAGUCAGCCUGCACUCUCAGGUUUCAGAGACAGCCCGGGCUGAUGCCCUCUCACUCCUCUCCAAAAUGGAUUCUUGCAAAGAUCAGGAUCUCUAUGACUUUAUAGAGCCCAACCCCGAUGAGGAUCCUGCUCUGUCAGAGUGUGAUGGGCAGCAAAGCAGUCAUGUGUCUUGUAUAAAGGAACUGGAAAAAGUUCUUAACAUGUCUCACCAAAGCAAAGAUAAAGACUGCUGGAAAGAGGAGUCAGGUUCUGAUAAGGAGCAGCUAGUUGAGGAAGAGGAUGAUGAACUGAAAGAAGUGCUGGAUCUGAGGAAGAUCGCUGUUCAGCUUUUGCAGCAGGAGCAGCAGAACAGACGGCGGUCUUUAAUUUGCAGAGCAGAGAGUCUCAUUCACCGACGGAGAGUGACAGGCCGGGCACACAGAUUCCUCAGUCACUCUGGAAGCUCCAGCAGCAAACCGAGGCUCCCACCUCAGACCGCUCGCAGUGCUUCUCUGGAUGAAGGCAGCAGUGGAGCAUCAGUGCUGAGCGGACAGCCUUCCUCUUCGUGCUCGUUUGACGGCAGCUUGAAGACUGAUCAGUCAGACUCAGAGCCAAAGUGGCCUGAAGUCCCACCUGUUCUCAAUCAGAAUGAAGACCGCAGGCGGAACAAGUACCUGAGAAAAGAUUAUCUGAAGUAUAAGUGUCAGAGUGCCCGUAAAAACUCCAGCGGGAAUGAUGACUGUGAGGAGGGUUUGCGGAACACUGAUUUCAGCACCACUCUGACAGUGUUUGGACUAAAGCCGAGAUCAGCCUUCACCAGAGGAAGCCGGCAGGAGUACGCCUCGACCGACCCCAGCUUCACGAUGAGGAGGAAGAUGGAGCACUUGAGGGAGGAAAUGGAGCAGAUAGGACUCUUACGGCAGAACAUCGAGUCCAGACUGAAGGUGCUGCUUCCAGACGAUGUUGGAGCUGCUCUCAUGGACGGAGUCGUUCUUUGCCAUUUAGCCAAUCACAUUUGUCCUCGGUCUGUCGCCAGCAUCCAUGUACCAUCACCUGCAGUGCCAAAGCUUAGCAUGGCAAAAUGCCGCAGGAACGUUGAGAACUUCUUGGAUGCCUGUAAGAAGCUGGGUGUACCGCAGGACCAGCUCUGUCUGCCACAUCACAUCCUUGAAGAGCGUGGUCUGGUGAAGGUGGGCGUAACCGUCCAGGCUCUGCUGGAUCUGCCCACAUCCAAGUCCACGCAGCUGUCGGCUGUUUGACACGAGCCUGAAUGUUGCGUCCGAACUGCAGUCAUCCAGCACACCUCUGUUUCUAGCCCAAACCUGCACCACAUCACCAGGGACCAGAGAGCCCCUCGGGGCGAGGACCCAGUGGCUUUUGGGCUUGUUGGAGUCUGCUUCUGCCUGACUGAAACAGGAGACAGGGGGGUGAAAUGCCUCUGUCUUCUAAUAUGAUGUCAGCCACGCCCUCUUCUGCUCCAUCGCAUUUUCUCUUGCAUCCUGUUCCUUGUUACUGGGGUCAUCCUGUAUCUGUGUGGACUUGAGCUGUGACAGUGAGUUUCCUGAGCUGCUCAGUUAACAUUUGCUCACAGACAUGACAGUGGGUCUAUAAGAAGACCUGCACAAAUGUAUCAACAGUGAUUAUUGAGUCUGCAAGUGCCAGAACAGAUAACUUUUCCAUGCUGAUGUUGGACACAUUGGCAGUGAGGAGAUGACAGACGCAUAACUCACUUUUUCACUAAAGAGGACUGAGCUGCCUCGCAGCCACAAACUACUGAGUGACCUCAUUGAUUUCUUACACUUGAGUUUCUUUUUUGUGGAAUUUAUUUUUGCCACAAAAAAAAGGACUUUUGGAAUUUAUUAGUGUUUGUUUUUUUACACACUUCAUCAGGUCCUUACUUUAUUUACUUUUGCGCAGCCAAGCCUGAUUCAUGGGUAUUUAUUUGCUAUGUACUGCUGCUGAGCAACUGCAUCUCCACUGCUUUUUUCAGAAAAAAUGCAAGCAAGGAUUGGAUUUGGUGUUAUCUUUUGGGAAAUCAUGCUACAGUAGACGUUCUGCCUGUUUUACCGAAACUCUGGUGUGGCUUUAAAAUCUUUAAACCACUGUACAAAUCAUGUGUAACUCUAUAGCAAAGUUCUUUCUCAGUACAAACCCGCAUGCACCAUUGAUCACUGUGAUAACGUGCUUGGCUGUUGCCAAAAGCAGAACAUCUUCUUUUGUAGCAUUUUUUUUCCUGUUCACAUGCAAGUUUUUCUCGUUUUUGUUUUUGUAGUAUUCUGUAUAUUAACUUUUCUAAAAGUUUUAUACUUUCUCCCCAGUCGUUGCCAAUUAUCACUGGCCAUUUUUGUGGAGUUCACAGCAUAGAUUUGCUGUGAACUGUUGUACUUAAAGCAGUGAGGAUUUUAUCGCUUUGCAUAACCUCUGAUGAAAUGUGUUUAUACUGUAUGUGUUUGUGAGUGGAGGUGUGAGUGACGGGCCUCUGGAGCAGAAACGUGUUCAGUGCUGCCAAGAGGCAAACCUUCCUCACAUGGCCUUAUCCUACCGCCAUGCCACCCUGCUGUAAGUGGUCUCUGAUAUACUUCAUUUUUUCAGGGAAAUUAUAUUAUUUAUGUAUUUAUUUAAUAGUUUUAUUUGUACAUGUUGUUUCUUUGUGUGUCUCAGCACAGACAUUUUGAUCUCUUGUAUGUUUUUUGGCUGGGCUAUACAGUUCAAUGCAGCAGCUCUGAGAGUUCAAUGCACUGUAACUUGAGAAGACACAUGCAAACACAUAAAGAAAGUAGCUCUGCAAAUUUCACAAUAAAGGUCCAGCAGUUCAGAAACGUGCUGCAAAUAGCACCCAGUACAAGAGAGAUGUUUUCGAAGGGAAAAAAAACAAAUGGAAAAUUUACAUAUUGUCCAACACGUCUGACAGAAAGCAGACACAUGCAUUACAGUGCCUCUAAAACGUGUUCAUCCCUCGUGGAAGUUUUUCCCUUUUAUUGCUUUUGAGCACCGAUAAUUAAGUAAUUCUUGCUGUUCACUUGAUGCCUGUGAAACUUGACAGAGCUUAAGGAGUUUUGCAAAGAAGAAUGUGGUAAAAUUUUAGUGUCCAGAUGUGCUGAGCGGAGUGACACCUACCAAGGGGGUGAAUACAUGUAUAACAGCCUAUCUUACAUUUUGCAUUUUUAUUUAAUUGGCAUUCAUUUGUAGAAAUCUAUUUUCACUUUGACAUGAAAAAGUGUUUUUUUUUUUGUCAAUUCUUGUCAUUAAAGCCAAAUUAUAUUGACCAGUAUUCAGUGAUGGAAAAGGACAACUUUCAAGGGGGAUAAAAAUGUUUCAUAGGCAGCGCAGGUGAAUUAAAACACAUUGGUGACAGCCAUCAUGCAUUCCCUCAGGCAGGUGUGGUGUGCCAUUCAUUUUAAUAUUAGGUCUCCAACAUGUACUUGUGGUUUGAUUCACCGACUCUGGCAUGACAGUAAUUUGACUGGAAAUUAAAGUUAAGUAUCUCUUUGGUUAAUUCUAAAUAUAAGUAUUCUAAUUAAACUAUGAAUUAAAAGUGACAGCAAAGGCGAUGCCGGCCAAAUGAUCUCUGUUUCUGUGCUUUCAUGGUUUGUAGCGAUAUUUCCUUGUUGCUAAGCAUGUCACGCAGCAGAAAACAGAUCCAAACUGUGCUGAUUUGUGGACAAUAUCUAAUUUGCAGUCCACAUCAUUUUUAUGCGUAGGAUGGAGAUGAUGCACAUGAAACUGAGGUAUGUCAUGCUCCAUUUUCCAGACUGUACUGUAUUUGAAAAUGCAUCUGUGAAGAAAAGCUGCUUCAUGACCUGCAUCGACUUCUGUCAGUGACUUGCUGAUACGACAUCAAUUAAACGGCUUCUGAUGGCCCAGGCUUUGCUACUUCAGCUGUGGCUGCUGAAGGCUGACACAAAUUCCCAUUUUUACAAACUACACACAGUGUUUCGAGCAGAUUUUGGUGCCAAGGGAGGAGCUAGCAAAGCAACAUGCAAAAUCUUUAGUAGCCAAAACAUCCAAGGACAACCGUACUUUGAUGACCAUUUCAACACCUUGAAAGUCAUCAGACAUCAUUAUGACGUGGCAUAUUGUGCCUUAAAGGGGAGUUAUCUUUUGUUUUUUUCUCUUAUUAUUUCACAAGUUUCACCUGUAUUUUUUUUUUCUUUUAAUACAUGAAUUGAGCUUUUAUCUAAUUACUUCCCUGUACAGGAUGCUUUAGAUUGUUUAGCAAAAACAGCUUCUUUGUUGAUGAGCUGAUUCACUACAUUGAGUUAGCUGAAGUGGACUGGUCACUGUUAAAAAACCCAUAGUCUGUUGGCUUGUAUUUGAGGCUUGAUUCACCCACUCUGGUGCUAAAUUUACCCAUUUACUAUUACUGGUUAGAUGUUCCGAUUAGGAUGCUCUUCAAGAGAAACUCUGCUUCCUCUGAAUGGGCUGUAUUUACUGACUUUGUGCCGUCAUAUUCCAAAGAAAAGAUGCCACAGAGAUACAAGACAAUUCAGAGCUUCCAGUUUAUCAGAUCUUAUGUGUGCAAUAUACACAGCUCACCACAGAGACUCAGGUCACAGCCUUUUCUUAUGCAGACAAAACCCGUGGAUAUCAAUGAAUGACUGUACUAAUCUGAUCUGUUUUUCUGGCUACAUGCAGUCAUAGCCUCUAGAAAUACCACUGCAUUGUGUUCUGCUGCUGCAGACAGGUCAUCUUUUAUGGUCCUGGCUGCCUUUUAUUUAUCAAAGAAGCAGCUUUUUAGAAGAUCGACACAUUUCAAGAGAAAUGUUCAACAGUGGGCUACAUCAUAAAACAUCAAAUGUUUGUAUUCAAGGCAUUUAUCACCAUGUGAGAUUCAUUUAUUCUGCGACACUAUACAUCUAAAAUCUGAAAACAAACACCCAACUUGUAGCACACUGUCCUGUGUUAGCAUUACAGAGCCUGGAUGGGCUUAUCUGAACCACAGAAGUCACAGGCUUCAGCACUGAUGGUAGCAUUGUACCUUCUCAUGAUCUUCAUCGGUGUAUAUUUACAGAUUUCGAAGAAAGAAAGUGACCUGACACCUGAACCCAAUUCUAGCAUGCUGUGUUCAAUUUUGGGGGCUUAAAUAAUUCUUGUUAAAAGUCGAACAUAGUUGAAAAUGUCUGGCCACAACUUACUGUAUGUAAACACUCGUGUUUUUGAAACUAAAGACAGUUAGUUUAUGAUUUAGAGUAAUUGGAAAGGAAAGCUGAAAAGAACCUGGGGCAGUUUUGGAACUGAAUUUGAAUGCAUUGUUACGAUUCUGGCGCUGUAUGCACAAUAUUAGUAUUUUGUGGCUUCGUCAUCAUUCAUGAUGUUGUUUUGGUUGUGGUUUUCCAUGGGAUUAAUGAUCUUCCAUUAAAGGUGAAUCAAAGAACAAACAGGUUUUAAAUUUUCCCUCCCGAAGAAAGAGGUCAAACCAUCCAAACCACCUUCUACUAAAGCUGGAAUGAAUGUGUACCUACAUGUAACUGGUGUUAUCCCCAUAAAAGAUACAAUAGAUGCAAUGACUUCAUCUGUUGAAAAUAAUAAGUGUCUGGAACAGAGGCAUUUAAUCACUGUGCAGUUAGUCCAACUGCUAGACAUGACUUACCUCUUGUGUAUUUUCUUGUGCACACACUGUACGUCUGGGUGUGUCAGAACUCCCCACUGUUUCAGUCCAAGUAAACAGAAUAGCUUUAUUACUGAUGUUCAUUCAUUGUAAUUACCGUUGGCAUCUACACUAUCAAUAAAUCACUCCUCUGCCGGCACAUUCAAUCUGUUAUUUAAGUGUUAAAAAAACAGUUAGUGUUUUUGUUGUACAGACUUACGAUAUACAACAGAAGUGCACUUAAAGGUCAAGUGAUUCAACCUUAUAUACAAGUCUUGAUACAAGUCGAACAGUAAGGUAUUUGUUUGUAUGUAAAAUUAAAAAUGAGCAGAUUAGGUUUACUCUAUUUAAAAUACAGGCCCCAUAGUGUAGGAACUUCAUGCAAUGAAAGUCAAUCCACCUUUUAUUACUGAGAUUUUUUGAUUUAUUCUUUUAUGUCCACCGGUAAUUUUGAUGACAAACACAAACCUACAUGCAUGGAGGAUCUAACUUUCAAAUUUCCAGAGAUAUGUUCUUUUCAUUCUCCAGAAACAAUUUGUGCUUACUGCUUAUUGCUGCAGAGGUUGUGUUGUGUUGCAUCUUUUCUCUUUGAAGUACCUUCAGGGCGUUCUGUUGGAUUCAAACAAAGUGACAUACUUGGCCAGCUGACAGUUUUUCUUCUUUAGAAAGCCUCUUGGGAUUUUGAUACCUGUGCUUUGGUACAUCUGCAGACACUCAUGGAGCCAUCUAUAAACGUCAUCUCCCCUUUUGCACUCCAUGUCAUCACACUUACACUUUUGUGCUUCCUGUUAGGACAAUGCACUCAUUGUAGUAGUAAACAUAAAUGUUCCGAAACCUCAUCUGGCCAAAGAAUGUGCUCCAAAACUCACUAGACUUCUCUUCAUGUUCCUUAGCAAUAUUUCAUUUUGCUGUUUUGUACCAAGCAGCAAGGUUUUUUUAAUGGUAUUCAUCGAAAAACACAAUAAGCAUCAUCCUUUACACUGCCUAAGCUGUCAUAGAAACUCUUGAUUUUCAAGUGUGAAGCACUUUUCCAUCUCUGAAAACAGAGCUAGAUUGUACAAGUAGUGCACUGUCAGUGGCGUCAUUUUAGGACAGCCAAUGCAGCUCUUACUAGUGGUACUAUUACUUGUUCAAAAACGGCUGAUUUCUGCUACAACUGUAUUUUGAUUUUUAGUUCAGUAAUUCCUCUAUGUCCAUCUCCAUUAUUGUGUAGUCUGACUGUAAUUUUUUUAGGUCCUUUGGCAGUCUUUUGACAUGUGGCGCCGUGAUGCAGACAUGCUGAUAGACAUGGCUCAUACGUCCUAAGUUGAGAAAGUUCAGGUGUUACCAGAUCAGUUAGUAAUCAUGUUAAUGCACAGGUGUAUUCACAUUUUGUUGUUUUGUGAUCACAGGUUUUCUAACUUGGGUGUGUUCACUUUUGUUGCACUGAUUUUUUAUUUUGGGGCCUGUAUUUUCAAUAUGGUGUCUCUACUGGAUUUGGUUUUGAUUCUUUAUAAGAGUUCAAACUCUUCUUGUCAACUUGAAAUAAUUCAGUUAUUGAUACAAUUUUGAAUUGUUUGACAUUUAAUUGAUAUUGUACUUUUUCUGUAUGCUGAACUUCUAAGUGUGGGGCUCCAACUCCUUGCUUUGAUGUCUAUGUGAGGUACCACCUUAGUAGAAGAAGUGUGCAGUUUGCUUUGAUUCAAACAAAGGAAAUCACAACAGCCCUGAUCUCUGUUGUCUGUGCAAUGUAACUAUGUCAUCAACACACUGAUGCCUUAUUCUUGUUUUACGUGCAAACACUACUGAAUGCCAUGCCCUUUCUUUUAUUAGUUGUACUGAAAAUGAACCAAGUGCCAAAUCACGAAUUCAUUACUUCAAGGGUAUCGUUUCAUCGCAGCAAUGAGUAUCUGAGUAGAAUAUCAUGCUGGUGCCACUGUCUGACAACUGCAGACACAAUGAAUCACCUAGAUGCACUUGCAAAAUAGAUGGUCUGUGUACUUAUUUUCCUCCAGCCAGAUGUCUGUUUGUCUGUUGGUAUAAUUUUUACUAGGUGGCACAAACAUUCCUCCUGUUUAUACAGGAUGAGAAGAAAUCUUGCAACAGUGGUUUCUGAGGUACAGCUGAAGAUAAAGUUUUGCUGGCUGUAGUCAUACAAAUCAACUGUGUACCUUCAAAAUAUCCAGUAAUUUUAAUGGGGAAUGUCCUCAUUGUGCUUCCACAUACAGUACAAUAUCUUUUUGGUGAGAGGACAGUACCACAAAGGGAAAAUGUCACACUAAAAAGACCAAAAUGAAGAAAUACACAUGAUAUUUUCAAUCUUUUCUAACUUUGGCCGACCUUAAGGAGAUAUUUUCAAAGAGAACAAAGACUGUCUAUUCUCUAUUACUUCUGAAGGCCACUCAACAAGACAUUUCUUCUUGGCCAGCAUGGACUGGAGGAAUGAUUGUAGUGACUGGAUGUGCAUGUGAGGACUGUUCAAAUGCAGAGCUGAUAAAAGAUGAGCUAAUUCUUUGAAACUGUUUGCUCUGUUCGGAAGAGGUGAACAUCGCAUAGUCUGCAAAACUGCUAUUUGUCAAACUUACAGGUGUCUGUUCUUUUUAAAUAUGAUUUGUGAACGUAAUGUUUUACCUCAAGAACAGUUCUGUUAAGUUCUUCACUAUUUGGUACUUCUGUUGUUAAGAUAUGAUUAAUAAAUAGAGGAUUUCAUAGAGGAUUCUGUAUGUUUUGAGGCCUGGGAACAAGUUUGUAUGUUUCUGAGGGAGGGCAAUGUACAAAAUGGUGUUUUGUUUUUUUUAUAUAAAUUUCCCUUUACAGCACAUUUAUGAACAGUCUGAAAUGCUUGCAAUAUGGAGAAGUCAAAUUGGCAUAUCAUUUUCUACAAAUAGUGGUGCUGAUCUAUAUUUCAUUAAUGCUCAUGUGAUCAAUCUGUUGCAUUUAUUACAUCAGUACCUGUUAUUGGUUCACAUGUCCUUAUUAGAUUGUGCUUGUUAUGAUUUAACAUCCUGUCGCUGUCAUUUCAUCGAGACAAAACAGUGAAACAGUGAGUCAUGUCCAACUACUACACUGCCGAGAAAAUCCAAGCUCAUGUAUAUACGCUUUUUGUAUUUUGAAACUAGUCUAAUGCAUGUAAGACUACAGAAUGACCGAAGCUGAACUUCUGUACAUAUCAUCUGUAUAAAUUCCAGGGUUUUCUUAAGAAACAAACAUGGUGAAUAUAAAAUAAAGUCAAACUCUUUGCAGCGCA